AUGAAGGCUCCUCAGCUUCGAAUCCCGUCCCUGAGCUCAAUUGCUCCGCGGAUAUCCACAGUCAACACCUGCCAACUACGAUGGGCCUCUAAACGAGCAACGCCGGCAAUUCCCCAGCCUGUCCCUCUCGUUCCCGAUGUCCCGACGCUCCUGAAGGUCCUUGGCCGCGGCCUCAGCCAAUACGCCGAGAAGUUUCCCACGUGGAACUCCCUCUUCACCUCCGACUCGAUGCAGAUGAAGGAAUUGGGCAUCGAGCCGCCACGCACACGCCGCUACCUUCUCGCCUGGCUCGAGCGCUACAGGCAGGGCGCCCUCGGCCCCGGCGGAGACUUCAAGCACGUUGAGAAUGGCGAGGCGUACCUCCAGGUUGCGACCACCGAAGCACAAGACGACAAGUGGGUCAUCAACGUUCCGGCGGGCCAGAAGGCGGACGGCACCGUACAAGGCCCAGACGAGCGCGUUCGAGGGUACCAGGUGCGCGGCGCCAGUGCGAUCACGGGCCCCUAUGCGCUACCCCUGAAGGCCGGUGACGGCGCAAAGGUGCAGGUCGUCGAGGGCAUGUGGGAGCAUAGACAGGGUAUCAAGGUAGAUGGCGGUGAGAGGAGGAGGACCGAGGUCCGUUACAAGAAGCGCAUCGCCCAGCGCAAGGCGGAGAUCGAGGCCAGCCGAAGGGGUUGA
This is a messenger RNA of Verticillium alfalfae VaMs.102, 678 nucleotides long. RefSeq lists its product as hypothetical. Bases 1 to 678 code for a protein of 225 amino acids. The transcript has a single exon. The record is from RefSeq and is a predicted model, not a curated record. Lineage: Eukaryota; Fungi; Ascomycota; Sordariomycetes; Glomerellales; Plectosphaerellaceae. Gene Ontology annotation, cellular component: mitochondrion.